Messenger RNA from Stegodyphus dumicola, 4524 nucleotides. RefSeq lists its product as uncharacterized. NCBI's taxonomy places the organism in Eukaryota, Metazoa, Arthropoda, Arachnida, Araneae, Eresidae. The record is from RefSeq and is a predicted model, not a curated record. Gene Ontology annotation, molecular function: zinc ion binding.
CCCAGGUUUCCUCUUUCCAAACCUGAUCUUCUUCUCAAAUGGUUAACAGCAAUGAGGAAGGACAAAUGGGUUCCUACCAAAAGUGAUGUCCUGUGUAGUUUCCAUUUUACUGAAGACCAGUUUGUUGAAAACAGUGGAUAUCGUUUCUUGAUUUCUACUGCUGUUCCUACAAAAUUUGAAAUUCUGGCUCCACCAAAGACAUUAUUUCCUGCUGAAUGGCCAGCACGCCUAUUAACUAUAAGAGAUAUUGAGUCUGAUAAUCGGAAGGGUUAUGUAGUUGAAGCAAGGAUUCCACUCGUAAGCAAAGAAGAGUUUACAGAAUGGUUGAGUGCUCAUGAAAAGCUGGCUCAAGUCACAUACGUUUUAUUGCGGAAUUAUCCUACCACUAGUAAGAACUUAGCAUAUAAGGCUGAAUAUGUUUGUGUACAAGGGUCUGUUCCUGAUCAGCCUUCCAGAAGUGAAAAGCCAUGUCCAGCAAGAUUACUGGUUCGAAUAAGAGCAGAUCCUAAAUUCAGAUUUAGCAAACCAGAUGCUCAAUCAGGAACUAUAAGAUACCCAUGCAAUGUAGUGCUUUAUCAUCACCACAAUCACAGUAUUGGUUCUAAUACUAUGGAGACAAAAACAGUUCCAUCCGAGGAAGUAUCAACUGUUGUUAAGCAAAAGUUCAUUGAAAUGUUUAAAGGUGGUUACGAUAUUGAUAUGGCCCUCAGCAUUCACCAGAAAGAUUUGUUUGAAGAAUAUACUGAUGAGUACGAAGAAGUUUUAAGUGAUGCAUAUGUUUGUCCCAGUCUAGAAUGGUUGACAAAAUUUCAUUUAAAUUUUUCUGACGAAUUUGAUUGGAAUGAUACUAAAAUAGUAAAUAUCUUAAAAGAAGAAAUUGAAGAUAUAAAUGCAUCUAAAGGAAGUGCUACCAUGACUACUAUUGAUGAUAAUAUAAUUGUAGUGCUAGCUACCCCAUUAAUGCAAAGAGCGCAUUCUAUGAAAGCAUCGGGAGAAGUUGUAUUCGUAGAUAAUUCUGGGUAUUUAGAUAGGUGUCGAUGUUAUGUGUAUGUCAUAAUGGCAUACAGCUGUACAGAAGGUUUACCUCUUGGAUUACUCAUAACUACAUCAGAUACUGAGGAAAUUCUAACUGCUGGUUUUAAAUUGCUUGCUGACACAUUGCCUGAUAAAGCAUUUGGUUCAUUUGGAAGACAAGGCCCUGAAGUAUUUCUGACUGCAAAUGACAAUGCUUUGCAAAAUAGUUUAAAAGCUGUGUAUCCUGAAACUGCUGUUUUAUUGUGUGCUUAUAACAUGUCCCAUGAAUUGUGGCGCUGGCUGUGGAAUCCUGAAAACGGAAUUGAGGAAGCUGAUCGUUGCACAUUAUUCUCACUGGCUUAUAAAAUUAUGCAAACAAAAACAGUUGAUGAAUUUACAGAAUUAAGUAAUGCCAUUUCAACAAAUGAAACAGUGCAGAAGUAUGAAAAUUUUCAAAACCAUUUUGAAGAAAUAAAAAGCAUAUCAGAUAGGUGGGCUGUGUGUUUCAAAAAUGAAAUUCUUGACAAAGAUAAAGAAAUCAGUGGCAUUGAAAUGGCCAGUCACAUCUUGAGAGAUAAAGUUUUCCUUACUAAAGCAUACAAUAUCCUUCAGUUAUUGAAAUAUUACACGGAUACAAUGGAAACAUAUUAUCGUCAAAAAAUUAUUCAUUGCAUUAAUAAUACUUUAGAUAUAUUCAUACUAUCUUCUUAUCCACCAGAAAUGCGGGAAACUUCCGAUUUAGUGCUUAAAACAAUGCCUACAGGACAGUAUGAAGUUAAGAAUGUAAAAAGUGGUAAAUCAUAUUGUGUAGAUAUGAAUAUUUGUGUGUGCUCUUGUGCACUGGGUAUUAAUGGGGCUCGUUGUAAGCAUUUGUAUACAGUAUGUGUUGCUAAAAAAAUCGACUUUACUAGUUCUGUGCCCAAUGAUGACGUUAUUAAAAAAGAACUCUUCUGGAUUGCUACUGGAACAAUGAAAACAGGAGCAUUUGACAUUCAGAUGGAUGUGGAUGAAGAAAGCGAGUCAGAAUUAGCUGCUUCACCAUCUAAAAAUUCUGCCGGAAAAGCUGACCAGGGCCAAAAAGAAGAAUCUAGAAAAAUUUUGGAAAGGGUAGUAAGAAACAUUAUGCAAAAGUACGACUCAAAUCCAAAUGAGUUUCACAAGGCUAUAGUUACUGCAGCUGUCAACUAUCAGAAUCUCAACAAUAACCGAGAGAUAAUUACAGCUCUUAAAAAUUUUGCCAAGCAAAAUAUGUAUAAAUAAGAAUUUCAUUUUCAUGUAAAUAUUUCUACCAUUCACAUUUGAUAAAUAUGUGAUUUAUUUUUAGUUAUUGUUGCAUGCAAAUAAAGUUUGUAAAAUUUCAGAACUACAUGAGAAUUUGAUUUCUUAAUAAUUUUAAAAGCUGAAUGUUUUAUUGGAGUAUUUCAGACCUUCAAAAAUACAUUUAAGUAGGAUAAAAACUAUUACAGAUUCUUUAUUUCUAAGAUUGCAAAUAUUUUUAUCAAAUUAAGGAUUUUGUUAUCUAAAAUGCAAGGAAAUUUUUAUUAUUAUUAAUAAUGUGCACUAUUUUCUACAGGUUUCUUAAUACUAAAGUAUGUCAUUUCUAUUAUCGUGCACAAUAAACUUAAGUUUAUUUAUCAUCAGGAAAAUGUAAAUAAUAUUUGCAAAUGUUAACUCAUGUUUUAUGCUCUUCAAAAGCCUGGCAAGGGUUUUUUUUUUUUUUUUUUUUUUUUUUUUUUUUUUUUUUUUUUUGUGCAUGUGUGUAAUGAAUGUUUGAUGUGUAAAAUAAAAGUAUAUAAGCUACUAGAUGGGUGUAUUAGUGUAUCUACAUUCAUUCUCAGAAAAUCAUUAAAUCGCUUUUUUAAAAAUUUAAUAAGACUAUGAUCAAUUAUAACCAUCACUAUGCAUCUGAUAUACAAGAGGGGAACAUUGCUCUACUGUGAACUGUUUUAUUACAAGUGCCAAAAUCAUUGAAAUUAUUUCUCAACAUUUCACAGAUAUUUUUUUAAGUCUUAUUAUAGCUCAGUAUUUGCAUUAUGUGUAUAAUUCAGAGAUUUGACAAAAUUUUGAAUAAAUAAAAUUAAAUGUAAUAAUUCAAUAAAUUAGAAAACGUUUUAUAGCUAUAAAUUUUAAAAACUGCAGUAAACAAAUUGGUUUAUAAUUAAGUUAAUUUAGAUCAAUAAUGAUUUCAUGAUGGUCAGUAAAUUGCUAGGUACAGAGUUCUUUCCAGUCCAGAUAAUUAAACUGUACAAAUAAGCUGAAGUAAAAUUUAGCUAUGUUUAUUAUUAUAUUAGAAUAUAAAUUAAUAGAAAAAUUCUUUUCCUGUCCAACAAAUUUUUGACUUUUCAUAAAACUGUUGAGAUUUUUUCCAUGUUUUUCUGUUAGAAAAAGAUGAGUCAAAUGUCUUUUACUUGUCAUUUGAUUUUCAGAGCGAAUGUUCAUGCUCUUCAAAACAAGAAAUGAUUUCUGAAAAUAAACUGUCUCAGAAGUCAAAUUAUAUUGAAAUAUUUAGGCUUCUUAAUAACAAUGACUUUUAUGAAGUCCUUCAAGAAAAAUGCAGACAAUUUUAAAGUUAACUGUGAUGUGAGUUACUUUUCUCUGGUAUCGCACAUUCAAACAUUCCCUUAAAAAUUUAUUCUUUUUUAUAAAAUUAAGUCGUAUUAUAUUGCCUGCAUAAUUAUUUAGAACUGUGCUAAUACAGUCUGCCUAUCAUAAGAAAAGCUCUCGUGAGUUUGUCUGCAGCUGUCUUUUGCCGUAGAAACGAGUCUUGACCCAUUUUCCAUAGGGGUGUCUUGAAGAUGAUUGAUAAGCUCUUUUUCCUGCAGCAAACAGUUGCCAAAAACAAAAUAAUAAAGCAUUCUUUGGUUUGGCCCUACUUUUAUGUACUCGACCAGUUGCUAUAGCAACCGCCACCCUUUGUGAUGGGAGCUGUUCUUUUCAUAGACAGACAGUAUUAGCAUUUAUGUUUAACCUUGAACCAUAUCCUCCAAGACUUCAUAACUAAAAUUUUUACAUUUAAGUGAUUUUUUUAAACUUAUUUACAAAGUAAUAAUUAAAACUAAGGUAAUUAACAUAAGAAAGAUUUUUGUACUAUAUUAAACAGCUUUGUUUUGAAAUUGUAUUGCAUCAAAUUUAUUUAGAUUUGAAAUUUUUAAGUCAAAUGUCAAUUUAUGAUAUAUAUAUAGUUACUUUCAUAUAAAUAAAUAUUUUUUUUUUAUUGGUGAGGACCUUAAUUUGUGCACAUGCAUUAGUUUUACAAAUUAUGAAAAAUUAUGUCUUCUACAGCAGUAGCCUGAAACUGGCAGGCUUCGUGCAGCCCCCAAAUGCAUUUUAAUACUGUUUUUGUUAUAAAUGUAGUAUUUAUAAUUUUUGAUAUAGAUAGAGCUUAUGUGCAUGACUGAUGCUGAGAAAAAAAGAGGGCCCCUAUAGUAUAUUACCAUAUGUUUGUAUGCUGGGCCACUUGACUGGGGUACCCCAUAUCAGUAUAAUCAUUAAAUUUAUUUUGCCAGCCAA